CUAGUAAAGGAGAAUCGAUUGGCGGAAAAGCUUGGCAGAAAACAUCAUCGGUCGACACAUGAUUGUGAGUAAUACACGCUAAGCUUCUCCUCUCACCAUCCCGUUGAAAAUGCGACAGAUAUUCAAUUAAUACUCAAAGGUAUUGAUGGUCAGUAUGGCUCCUAGGAACGUCAUCAUGCAGACGGACAAAGAACCGUCUGCUACAGAUGGUAUGGUUGUUGAGUCGGACAGUCUACCGUCUGCUGAGGUUGCAGAACCUAGCAAACGACGGCCAGUUCAAAUCGUAUGGAGAAACGUCAUAGUUAUGACCCUUUUACACUUGGGAGCAGUAUACGCACUGAUCCUUGUUCCACAAUCUCACCCGCUUACCUGGCUUUGGACCUUUCUCUACUACCUAUUCGCCGCUUUGGGAAUCACAGCCGGAACACACCGCCUGUGGGCUCACAAGUCAUACAAAGCCCGGGCACCACUCCGAGCUUUGUUGGCUCUCAUGAAUGCAGCCGCGUGUCAGAACGACAUCUUGGAUUGGUCACGUGACCAUCGAGUUCAUCACAAAUACUCAGAAACAGAUGCUGAUCCACACAACGCCAAGAGGGGGUUCUUCUUCGCGCAUGUUGGUUGGCUGCUGGUCAGAAAACACCCGGAUGUAAUGGAAAAGGGGAAGGGUCUGGACUUUUCUGAUCUGUAUGCUGAUCAAAUCGUCAUGUUUCAAAGAAGGUUCUACUUCCCUCUGAUGUGUUUGAUGUGUUUUGUCGUACCCACUGUUAUUCCUUGGUACUUCUGGGGAGAAUCCCUCUGGAACGCAUAUUUUCUUGCCGCCAUCUUACGAUAUUGCGUUGGACUAAACGCCACAUGGUCUGUGAAUAGUUUUGCCCAUUUAUGGGGUACAAGACCUUAUGACAAACGAAUCAAUCCCGCCGAGAAUUUGAGUGUGGCCCUCAGUGCAGUGGGUGAGGGGUUCCAUAACUACCACCACACUUUCCCUAGUGACUACGCCACCAGCGAGUAUGGUUGGUACUUAAAUAUAACCACGGUGUUUAUCAACUGUAUGUAUUAUCUAGGACAGGCGUACGACAUGAAGACAACACCGGCCAGAGUGGUGGAUAUGAGGAAACAACGGACGGGGGACGGAAGUACAUGGAAAGUUCAGUGAACUGACUUGCAGGAUCAGAAUGCAUUCCACUUGUUGUUUUUGUAAUGCAGAUUCCAUAUGACCAGGCGCUUAUAAUCCAUACAAUGGUGACCAACAAUUAAAUUUAAAUAGAAACAGAAUCCAAACAACGUCCUACCCUGGACAUGUUUUGUGUAUAUCUUCGUUAUGUUGAUAGACACACGAGCCCCUUUGUUUUAUAUAUAUAAUUGUGAUAUUGUAUUGAAAAAUUGGAUUACGAUUCUACUAGGUGCUUAACCUUUGCAAACCAUAGAAGAUUAUGACAUAAAUUCUGAAAAAAUAA
Messenger RNA from Ostrea edulis (European flat oyster), 1454 nucleotides. Its product is annotated as acyl-CoA desaturase-like. The record is from RefSeq and is a predicted model, not a curated record. Gene Ontology annotation, molecular function: iron ion binding; stearoyl-CoA 9-desaturase activity. Gene Ontology annotation, cellular component: endoplasmic reticulum membrane. Gene Ontology annotation, biological process: unsaturated fatty acid biosynthetic process. The transcript has 5 exons. NCBI's taxonomy places the organism in Eukaryota, Metazoa, Mollusca, Bivalvia, Ostreida, Ostreidae. The coding region runs from base 146 to 1153 and encodes 335 amino acids.